AUGCUGCAGGAACUCUCGCACAUGGACCGUAUCACCCAGCUCCAGGAUGAGAUCCAACGCCUCCUUACAAUCAUGUCAAGCACCAUCGCCUACCUCACCGCCAGGUCUACCUUCCUCCAAGUCAGCGAGCAAAUACCCAUCACAAAAAUACGCAAUCCAGAUAAAUAUGAUCCCCCAGAACUAUUCGAAGCAAACAAGAACGAGCUCGUUCAGGACCUUAUUGUAAAGGCGAAACAAAUCGAAUAUCUCAUCCAGUCAUUACCGGUCCCAGAACCGGAAGAACAGCAGGCAAACCGACUUCAAGCAUUGGAACAACAAAUGCAAGACGCAAAUGAAGAGUAUAUACAAGCCGUAGACCGUGCGAAGAACCUACAUCAUAAAAUAUCUGAAUUUCUUCGGACGAUGUUGGACAAUGCAGAUGGUCCAUCCGCUGAUUGA
Molecule: messenger RNA, 438 nt
Organism: Suillus paluster
Lineage: Eukaryota; Fungi; Basidiomycota; Agaricomycetes; Boletales; Suillaceae
Exons: 5
Coding region: 1-438 (145 amino acids)
Biological process (GO): regulation of transcription by RNA polymerase II
Cellular component (GO): mediator complex
Molecular function (GO): transcription coregulator activity
Source: RefSeq, a predicted model, not a curated record